AUGUCUUCGGCAGCAUCAAUAUCUCAGACAAUAAAACGCAUCCUUCCUCUCAAGAAGUCCGAUCUUCCACCGGUUCUGCGUAAGAGCACGGGAAAUCUCUACCAAGUCUUGUCGCGAACACCAACAGGCGGUGUUGGAUUGGAGGUCCACCAGACACGAUGGAGCCACAAGCAAAUUUCGGAAUCCUACUGGAAAGUAACGCGCUCUCAGUUCAAGUGUGAAGGCAAGCACGGGAAGGCAUGGGGCCGGCUGUAUUGGAAGGGCAAGCUCGUGAGCCCUCGGGAAGAAAGAAUACCAGGAUCCUUGAAGUAUUCGUGGAAGGAAGGACGGUCAAAAGGUGUAGCUCUUUCAACGCCAACAAUGUCCGCGGAAGCGGAGCAGCCUAUGCAGAAUUGA
Molecule: messenger RNA, 396 nt
Organism: Cyclocybe aegerita
Lineage: Eukaryota; Fungi; Basidiomycota; Agaricomycetes; Agaricales; Hemipholiotaceae
Source: the annotation of a GenBank genome assembly